This is a messenger RNA of Striga hermonthica, 474 nucleotides long. NCBI's taxonomy places the organism in Eukaryota, Viridiplantae, Streptophyta, Magnoliopsida, Lamiales, Orobanchaceae. The record is from the annotation of a GenBank genome assembly.
AUGCCUGUGGGUGAUAAGAAGCCAGUUAAAGUGGAAUCCAAACACAAGGAGAUCGAACAUAGUUAUAGCCCUGGAGAUGUUGUUGAAGUCAGUAGCGAUGAAGAGGGUUUCGAGGGCGCUUGGUUUGUUGCAAAAAUUGUGAAAAAACUAAACGAUAAGUAUCUUAUAGAGUAUCAAACCCUCAAGGAUGAUGACGGCAGAACUCUCCUGAGAGAAGAAGUCGAUAGCCUCCACAUAAGGCCGUGCCCGCCAGAUGUUGAAAUUGUGGAUCGUUUUGAAGUUGGCGAGGAAGUUGAUGCUUUCUACAAUGACGGUUGGUGGACGGGCAUCAUUUCUAAGCUCCUAAUAAAAGAGAAGUAUUCUGUGUACUUCAGUGCAAGUGAGGAGCUAAUAAAGUUUAACCACACUGAUUUGCGUGUACAUCAGAACUGGGUUAAUGGCAAGUGGGAGACAUCCAAGAAUCGGAAGUCAUAG